UAUUUAUUUAUUUAUUUUUAUUUUAUUAAUUGCUCGGCCACGUUGGGUUACAGCAAUAGUGCUUACUGACUAUAGUAUACAAUUAUUCACGACGGAGUUGGAAGGAGUUUAUGGUACGGAAAAGGAGCGAAGACGGGAUCGGUAGACAGGAUAGGAUAUGUUGAAAUCGAACAGAUCAGAAGUACUAUUAAAAGACGACAUAGCUCUUACAAAAGGCUCAUUGCGAGCAAAACGUGUACGACAUAUAGGUAACUGGAGACGAAAACGAUAACGUAAGGUGCGACAAGCUGCAUACAAAUGUAAGCGCGACAGAAGUGAAGGAGUAUCAAUCGUAUUGAGCAAUAUGCCAGCGGCGAAAGAAGCCUGAGGGACCGAGAUGCGGUGCUCCAACUUGGCAAGGCCUAAUAGAGUGCAUCUAUCGUCAUACGAAGGAAGCGGAAUAGAGUAAUGACCCAGCGACCUACGAAAUACGAUCCUUGUAAAACGUCUCUGGAUCCUCUCAAUCCUUUGGUGCAGAGAUAGUUGGACAGGAGACCAGAGGACACAGGCAUAUUCUAGUACGGAACGGACCCAACAACAAUAAAGGGACUUAAGACAAAAAGGAUCACGAAUUUCAGUGGACAUGCGACAAAUAUAACCAAGACUUUUGUUGGCCUUGCUGAUGACAUAGUCCGUGUGCUCCUUGAAAGAAAGACUCGGGUCAAAGAAGACGCCAAGAUCCUUAGACAAGGACGCACGGGGAAUAGGGGCAUCACAGACACUAUAAGCAUGAGUUAUACUUGUAGAGGAUCGGAAGAAAGACAAGACAGAACAUUUUUCAGGACACAGGACUAAACCGUUAGAAGCACACCAUGUAAAGAAUUUACAGAGCCAGGAUUGAAGGACUAGACAAUCAGCUGUAGAAGAUACAGGAAGAAAAUUUUUAACGUCAUCCGCAUAUAGCAAGAAGCCGUCAGGAGGAAGGAUCGAAGUACAGUCAUUGAGUCAUAUAGAAUGUAAUAUAGCAGCGGUUGGCAAACUUUUAAGACAAAGGGCCAAAUUUAGUAAAUGAUCUAAAGCCGCGGGCCAGGAGAAAGCGGGUUGUCUAUUAUUGUGAUUUAAGUAUUACAUUUGUAGACGUAUCAUAAAUAUGAACCUUGGUCAACCUCACCUCAAAAUGUAUGUAUACCUUAUCCUUAACUGUCAAAAGGAUAUGACAACGUCUGUCAUUCGAAAACGGAAUCAGAAAUAAACAAGUCGGAAAAACCUUGCUCCGUAAAAAACUCGUUUGGAAUAAAACCUUAGUUUACAUCUCAGAAGUGGGAUUAAUCUACAAGUAUGCCUACAACAGAAGAAAUAAAAUGGUCAUUAGACGCAGCUGGUAUUGAAUACCCAGAGACGGCAAAGGCGACGCAACUACGACAAUUGUUUGCAGACAACGUGAAGAAGACAACAAGUCAGGAAAUGGCGGCUGAUAAAACACGUGGAGAUGGUGAUGACAUAACCUCAAAUGACGAAGCCGCUGCUAUAGCCUCACUCGAAAUGAAAGUAAAACGCCUGGAGCUAGAAAAAAAACUUUUAUCUUUAGAAGAAGAAAUAGCUGAGCUUCAACCAACUCACCUUAAACCAAUAUCGAUGAAUACUAUUCAAUAUAUAGAAACAAUAGUGCCAAAGUUCACCGGAGAAGGCGAUGAAGAUGUGUGUGCUUGGAUUCGUUCCCUUGAGGACAUUUUCGUUAUGACAAACGUCCCAGAGCCUCAAAAACUGCCGCUUUUGCGUCGAUCGUUAACGAGCACAGCUGUUUUAUUGGCACAAACUACUAAAUCAAAAAAUUACGAGGAGUUGAAGGGCGAAUUGCUAAAAGAAUUUAACAACAAGCCUUCUAAAGAAGUCAUCUAUAAAAAUCUUAGAGCACGCCAUCUGAACGCUAACGAAACAACGCUUAGAUAUUUGUUAGACAUGCAACACAUUGCAGCGGCAGCUUCAAUUCCGGAAAACGAACUGGUGCAUAUCAUCAUUGACGGUCUCGGUGACCCCAUACAUACUGCAUCCAUGCGAUUCAUGGCAAAAUCGAUCGAGACGCUGAAACCUCUAUUGAAAGAGUAUGAAUAUAUACGAACACGUGUACAGACAACGGUCCAGAAAUCGUCUGUUCAACAACCACGAGUCCAGAUUGCGCGAGCUGAACCAAACCAGUCGACUCCCAGAUGCCUUAAUUGCCGGAAAUAUGGACAUUCGGAAAACUUCUGCCGCAUGCCGAUUCGACUUCCGGGGUCCUGUUUCAAGUGCGGUCAGACUGAUCAUGUCUAUCGAAAUUGUCCUCAACGGGUUCAGCAGAUUGCCGUUACUACAAAUGGUCCUGAACAUCUAGAAACAACGCCUGUGACGGAACCAGUUUUUACUCUUAACGCCAACCAAGAGCCCUAAAAGCUUCGUUAAUGAAAACGUUCUCCCUAAAUCUCUUGUUGGAGAACCUAGGACGUCCAUGUUGCGAGGAAUAGGAGGCCCAAAUUUAUUAACGUUAGGAUUUGUGGAGAUGCGAGUACAACUUGCCAAGACCACGAUACGUCACACCUUUAUCGUCCUUCCAAAAAUAUACAUGGAAUGGCCAAUGAUUCUUGGUAGAGAUGCAUUAUCCAAGUUAAAUAUUCAACUCAAUCAGAUACAAAAUACGUACACUAUAAACACUUUAUUGAACAUGAAUAAUAUGAAAAAGCUGCCUUUAAUAAAAACGAAUUUAUAUCAAAAGCUCCAUUCACUUGACAUUGUAAAGAGGUCAGUCGCACGUCGGGAGGGAGAUUGCUCAUUUUCUGCUUUAGCUCAUGAGUCGAUCGAUGUGUUUACCGAUACAUUUUCUUCUUUGUGUAUGAUAGAUGUUGUUGAUCAAACAAAUCCCAUUGAUAUUGGUAAAAACCUUACAAAAUACCAAAGUGAAGCUGUAAUUGAAUCGAUAACAAAAAAUUAUUUAGAGUUUCCUACAAAUGAAAUCGUACCCUCAACUUAUACUAUGAAAAUAAAUCUCUUACAUGACACUCCUAUUUCUA
Messenger RNA from Anopheles coluzzii, 3023 nucleotides. RefSeq lists its product as uncharacterized. Gene Ontology annotation, molecular function: nucleic acid binding; zinc ion binding. The record is from RefSeq and is a predicted model, not a curated record. The coding region runs from base 1318 to 2406 and encodes 362 amino acids. The transcript has 2 exons. Lineage: Eukaryota; Metazoa; Arthropoda; Insecta; Diptera; Culicidae.